AAACAAUGAAAUAGUUUUGUAGAUAAGUUUUCAAUUGAUUCAUGACCAACAAAUCGGUUUAGUACAAUAAUCAAAUAAAAAUUAUAACAUAACAAAAUUUAAUAAAAUAGUACGGAAAGUUUGUGAUUUGAACAUUCUGUAUCGUUUCUUAUCUUUCUAUUAGAAGUUGCAAAAAAGAUAUGAUUAAGUGUACUACGAAAUUAUGAAAAACAAUUUAUAGAAAUCCCCAAAAUAAUUUUAAAAUAGACACUUUUUCUGCAUAGUUUAAAGAUUGUAUAAAAAAUCUUGGAUUAAAGUUUAUCGCUAUUUAUUAUCCCAUCGUUAUCAAAUUUCAAGUGAUAGAUAUGAAAUUUGAAUCAACAAAAUCAACUUCAUUCGGGUGUGACUCUUGAAAGAGUUUCAACGUGAAAACAAAGAGCAUGAUGGAUACUUCUUCAUUAGGGAAUUCAAAACAACUUCCCCAGUACGUAGCAGCUCUCUCAGCAUGUUUGGGAUCAAUAGCAGCUGGUACUGUUCUUGGUUGGACAGCAAACAUCAAUGAAUUAUUAAGAGAUGGAAAUUUAAAUGGUAUUUCUGUUGAUGAGGGAGAAUUUGGAUGGAUCGGCUCAAUAGCAACAUUAGGAGCAAUGUUAAUGUGUUUUUCAACUGGAUUUUUUUGCAAUAUUAUUGGAAGAAAAUGGACAAUGUUAGUUCUUGUGGUACCUUUUACUUUGGGUUGGUUAUUAAUUAUAUGUGCGGAAAAUGUUGAUAUGAUCUACGCGGGAAGAUUUUUCACCGGUUUAGCCGGAGGUGCUUUUUGUAUAGCUGCACCAUUAUACACAAGUGAAAUAUCAGAAAAUUCUAUUCGAGGACGUUUAGGAAGUUUUUUCCAAUUACUUUUAACAGUUGGUAUUCUCCUAGCUUACACUUUUCCGUUAAUUAAAUCUAAUGAUAUUAGUAGUACCUUAAUUCAUACAAUACUCUGCGCGAUAUUUCCAUUGAUUUUCGGAGUAGUUUUCUUCUUCCAACCGGAAACUCCCGUUCAUUUAUAUAAAAAAGGAAAAAUAGAUGAAGCAGAGAAAUCAUUGAGACGUCUUAGAGGAAACGCGUAUAAUCCAAAACCGGAAUUAGAACAAAUUAAAAAUGCUAUAGAGGAAGAAGAAAGAAUGAAUAAGCCGUUUUUCGAAUCAAUGAAAACGCCCGCUGCUAAAAAAGCUUCGUUAAUUUGCUUCUCUUUGAUGUUUUUCCAACAAAUGGGAGGUAUUAAUGCUGUGAUCUUUUAUACCGGAAAAAUCUUUGGAGAUGCCAAAAUCGACUUACUUCCGCAACACGCUACAUUAAUCAUUGGUGGCAUUCAAGUUGUAGCCACUUUUAUUUCUACAUUAUUCAUCGAUAAAGUAGGAAGAAAACUUUUAUUGUUGAUUUCUGGACUUUUUAUGGGACUUUCUACUCUGCUUUUAGCCAUAUACUUCAGUUUAGAAAAAUCCGAUAUGGAUAGAGAUAUAAUUACUGAUAUAAGUUUCUUGCCAGUUUUAGCUCUAUCAAUUUUUAUAACCGUUUUUUCGUUGGGUUUUGGACCCAUUCCCUGGUUAAUAUCAUCCGAAUUAUUUCCAAUUGAAAUCAAAGCAAUCGCAAGUUCGGCUGCCGGAACUUUUAAUUGGCUUUUAGCAUUCAUUGUAACCAGAUUUUACAAUGAUAUUCAAAACGGUAUUGGAACAGACAUAACUUUUUAUAUUUUCUCUGGGCUAUCAUUCAUUGGAGUCGUCUUCAUUUUCUUCGUUGUGCCAGAAACAAAAGGAAAAUCUUUCGAUGAAAUUCAAGAAAUGUUAGGGGGACAGAGAUAGAAACUUCAAACAUAAAAUUUAAUCUUUAAUAUGUAUUUGUGUUUGUAAAUACUGUAUUAUAGUUCUUUUAUUGUUAUUCAUACGAACAUUUCGUAAAUAUAUGAAUUUAUUUAUUGUAAAUAAUA
Messenger RNA from Onthophagus taurus, 1948 nucleotides. Its product is annotated as facilitated trehalose transporter Tret1-like. The record is from RefSeq and is a predicted model, not a curated record. Gene Ontology annotation, cellular component: membrane. Gene Ontology annotation, biological process: carbohydrate transport; transmembrane transport. NCBI's taxonomy places the organism in Eukaryota, Metazoa, Arthropoda, Insecta, Coleoptera, Scarabaeidae. Gene Ontology annotation, molecular function: sugar transmembrane transporter activity.